Culex pipiens pallens (northern house mosquito) is the source of this 1008-nucleotide messenger RNA. RefSeq lists its product as uncharacterized. Bases 93 to 956 code for a protein of 287 amino acids. The transcript is spliced from 5 exons. The record is from RefSeq and is a predicted model, not a curated record. Lineage: Eukaryota; Metazoa; Arthropoda; Insecta; Diptera; Culicidae.
GGCAACAUCAACUGAUGUGCUCCGAUUGAAUAACAAAAAAAAAAUAAAUUAGUUCAUACUAUUUACUGUUGUUCAGUAAAAAAAAAUCAGUGAUGGAAAUGGUUAUAGUUGAAGUUAUAUUUCUGCUUACACUAAUUUUAUUGUGUCAAGCCUGUGAUGACGGUCCAUGCCAGACUCCUACAAAGCAUUACACCGAAAUUGGUUGUAAACCGAUCCACGAGGAAGGUGGUAGCUGCCCAACAAGAUAUGAAUGUCCAUCGUUCGCGGAUCGCGAUCACCGGAAAUGCUACUUCAACGGAAAUAUUUACGAGCCUGAAAGCAGCUUAUCUAAAUUUGACGAACGUCUUUCCCCUUGCUACGCCGGAUGCAUUUGCAUUAAUCACAACAACCUCUCCUUCUUCAUCUGUGCCGCGAUUUCAUGCCCGGAAGUUAUGACACGAGGGGCAGACUGCAUCUUUCAGUACUCACCGUUCGAAUGCUGCCCCACGGAGAAGGUUUGCGGAGAUCAGACAAAAAAGCUCAGCGAGUGUUACUUGGAAGGAACACGUUACCUGGAGGGUGAGAUGAUGUAUCCACGGGAAGAAUCGUGCUACAAGUGCAGUUGCCAGAGAGGAUUCGACAACAGUACCAUAAGAGGGAAUCCAAAUUGCUACGAGCUGAACUGUGGCAUCGAGUUGUUCAAUUUGGAGCCGCUACUAAUAGACGGCUGCAGUCCGGUGUUCUUUGGAACACGGGGAUGUUGUCCGAUUUCGUGGAGAUGUCCUAAUGAUAAGGAUACGGUUAUCCGAGAAGACCAACCAGUGGAUGCAAACGGAAUUAAUCCGAAGCUGCAAUGUAAAUUUGGAAAUCUUACUCUUAACGUUGGGGACUAUGUAUCAUCCGAUCAAACGUGUGUUUCCUGUAAGUGCUCUAUACCUCCAAUGGUUCACUGUGUGCAGAAUAAGUAUGAAUGCUGAUUGAACUUAACUAUGUUACAAAUCUAAAUAAAAUUUGAUUUAGGUGUAUCAA